AUGACAGACUCAAAUAGAAGAAGAAGAAGUUUGUCAGAUGGGAGAGUGGUGAUCACCCAACAUUUCACUGAGAGAACAGUUACUCCUGGAGGUGAUAUCAGUAUGCAAUGCGCAGCCGCCGGUGACAGACCUCCACAGUUCGUGUGGGAAAGAGAUGGAGUAGUGGUCACUAGUAAUACUGAACACAGAUACGCCUUAGGCCAAGUCAUGACGUCAGACAACUCAGUGGUGGCCCAGCUGAACAUAACCAGAGUAAGAGUAGAAGAUGGAGGUUUGUACUCGUGUACGGCGAGAGAAGGAGAACAUUCAGCUAGUCACGAGAACAGACUGGAUGUUUAUGGUCCGCCAUACAUACGUUCAUUACCACCAAUCAAAAUUCAAAGUGGGGAAUCAGUUAACUUGAGAUGUCCUUAUUAUGGAUAUCCAAUCAGCAAAAUUGACUGGGAAUUCAAAGGGCAAAUCCUGAACACCAACAACUUGUUCCAAACGAGAUACAGAAGAUAUUUACACCACAAAAGGAAAUCUAGACGUAACGCUCCCACGGUCAACAUUAAUGGUAUACUUAGUAUCCCAGAAGUAACUAAAGAACAUAAUGGAGCAGUUUACACUUGUAUAGUAACUAGUCCUUCCGGAGAAAUGGCUAGGAGGGCGUUUGAAGUGCAAGUCAUCGAAGCGCCUGUGUUAGAAGAUUUGCUCUUAGGAAAUAAUCUGCAAGAGGGGCAGAUAGUAAAUAUCUAUUGUAAUGUUAGAAGCGGUGAUCUUCCAAUACAUUUCGAAUGGUUGAAAGACGGUAAAAGGAUACCGAACAGUCUGAAGGUGGUAGAGAGGAGUUCAGAACUUUUCAGUGCGUUGGUGAUAAAGAAAGUUUCUUUGGAGCACUGUGGGACUUACACUUGUGUUGCAUCAAAUCACGUCGCCAAAGUGAACCGCUCUACAGAGCUUUAUAUCAAAGUGGCACCAAAAUGGCUUGAUGAACCAGCAAAUUCUUCCCUCUUAUUGGGCAGACGAGGAGCAGUCUCGUGUAGUGCCACCGGCUACCCUCAGCCGCAGGUCCAUUGGAUGAAGAAGGAUGCAAUUCUCGGCACUUGGCAGCCGGUCCUCGAACUGGCUGGUGGUGGCAUACUGAGCCUCCCCAAUGGGACCCUGGUGAUUGAGGAGGUGUCCUUGUCUGAUGAUGGACUGUACUCUUGUAACGUGGAGAAUGGAGUUGGUCAACCUUUGAGCAAGACUAUAUGGAUGAGCGUCAAUAAACCAGUUCACUUUGAAUCUUCAUCCAACAAUGUGACCUCAAGGCUUGGUCACCCCGUCACUUUGGAGUGUCGUCCGCUGGGUGAUGAACCAAUCAGGAUCGUUUGGAUACACGAUGGGAACCCCGUGGAGUUCCAGAACCCAAGGAUUAAACUAUCAGAAACGAAGAUCAACCAAGGAGUGUCCAGCUCCAUCCACUUCCAACACACGGAAACUGCAGACGCUGGGGUCUAUCAAUGUAGGGCUAGCAACCCUUAUGGCAGUACCAGUUUUAGCGUCCAUCUCACUAUAUUAGAACCACCUACGCCACCGUCUGAUGUCCGCAUCGAAGCAGUGCGCUCCAGAACUGCCGCCAUCUCCUGGAGGGACACCCUCAGGGCUCACGCGAGGCAUUACAGCCUUCAGUACGUGCCGUCGCAGUACGGAGACAGUGUGUGGGAGAACGCUGCUAAUGUCAAUGUCACCAGAAAAGACACAGACCUUCGGCAGUCAAUAGAACUACAAAAUCUGAGGCCGGCGACCGCGUAUGCUGUGCGAGUAGCGACCGGCAACCAAGUGGGCACCAGCCUUUAUACAGCGCCGGUACACUUCACCACUCAUGAGGAAGCACCGUCGUCCCCGCCGCUAAAUUUACAAGUGGACCAAACAGAGAACCCUGGGGAGCUCCGCGUGUCGUGGCUGCCUCCGUUGAAGGAAUCGCACAACGGAGUCAUACUGGGGUACCACGUGAAAGCAUUGCCACAAAAUGUAGGGAAUGAAGACACCGACACGAGAACUUUGAAGGUUUCUCAACAAUCUGGAAAACAAGAGACUUUGUUGAGCGGUCUACUAAAGAACACAAGAUAUUCAGUAUCCGUAUCAGCGUUCACAAGUGCUGGAUCAGGUCCGUUCUCACUUCCAGUCUUCCAGGACACCAGAGAAGGAGCACCAGAACAAUCACCGUCAUCAAUAGAGUGCGCAGCUGUGUCAUCGACGUCGCUGAGGGUCGGGUGGCAACCCAUCUCGCUGCCGGGUCAGGGUAGCUCCUUGAUGGGAUACACCGUGCUAUAUGCUACCGAAGACGGAGCCUGGAAUAACCAGACAUCUUUACACACAGAAAUCUACAUCCAGGGUUUGAACAAGUACACCAACUACACGGUCAAAGUGGCUGGAUUCUCCAACUUCGGAGCUGGUCCAUUUUCAUAUCCCAUCACAUGUUCAACGUUACAGGACGUCCCGGGCCCGCCGGCCGACAUCAAAGUGUUGGUGAUGUCUGCGUCAUCUUUGCUGGUCAGUUGGAAACGGCCAGAUAAUCCAAAUGGAGAACUGUUAUAUUAUACCAUAUACGUGAAGCCUACAUCUAGUACCGGUCCACCACACACGCACAGAGCAGAAGCCGCCGGAAAAACUACUGCGGAAAUAAAGGAUCUUACUGCGGGCAGGACUUACGAAGUGUGGGCUACGGCCAGCACCACGGUCGGAGAAGGUGGUGCCACCAGGAGGGUGUCACACACGCCAACUCAUCGAGUGGUAGCAGGAGUAGCAUCCCUGGGUGGGACUAUAUCAGUAGGAGUUGGCAGUUCCCUACUCCUGGUCUGCCAGUGUGUGGGCUCCCCACCGCCCAGGACCGUGUGGUACCACAAGCACAACAUCAUCACUCAUCAUCCGAGGUUCACGAGGAAUCACGAUGACAGCUUGCUUAUAAACAACAUAGACCAAUCGCUAAGCGGUAACUACACCUGCCUAGCUAAAAACCUGUACGGCUCAGACUCGGUGGAGUACACUGUGGUAGUUCUACCUUUGCCAGAAGCGCCGACAUUAAGGGCCACGCCUUAUAAGGACUCCAUUCUGGUGGACUGGGAGCAGCCUUACUACCCAGGGAAUAAGAGCUACAGUCAGAAGAUAAGCUACAGCUUGACGUGGAAAGAGGCCAGCGGUCCCUGGCAAGAAGCUUGGCCAGCCAGCAGGUUGUCCAACUUGUCAGGCGUCCAAAAACAUGUCCUGACAGGCCUGAAGUGCGGCACCAAGUAUUCCCUGAGGAUAGCGGCUACCAAUCGGGUGGGGACCUCGCAACCAGCAUAUUUGGAUGUCAACACCUUGGGUGGAGUCCCAAUCGCUCCGACAACGAAUGACUGGCUCUGGAGUAAUUGCAGCCACAUCUACGUCCAGCUCGCCGGCUGGGAGGACGGCGGCUGCGAGCUGACGGGCUGGGAGGUGGAGCACAGGCCGCUGGGCACCAGGCCUUGGAUCAGGACACACAACACUUUGGCCUACUCGUCUCCCUGGAAUCUUCCAGCCUUAUACCAGGCGAAGCCCUCGUACCGUUCCCUGGCCAUCGCGGACCUUUCCCCCGGGACCUGGUACCAGGUCAGGGUGACUGCCUCCAAUGAAGCCGGCAGUGUUACCACUACGUACAACAUUGCUACUAAAAAUGAGGAUGGCAGCGAAAUUGGACCGCCAUCUGAGCUGUUUGAUCUCAAUAUGUUAGUGAUUGUAUGCAGUUCAGUCUUGUUGACUAUUUGUCUGCUGAGCUGCGUCUAUAUACUACUGAAAAGGCAAAGAGGGGGCAAUCUCACAGAAUACCGCGACUCCAUCACAGUGGAUAACAAAUCUGAGAGCGGAGUGCUGACUGCGAACACUUCUCACACCAACCUGGCGAAUGUUAAGGAGAGUUCCAUUAACGCACAAAACAGGAUAUACAGCGCGCCCAUACACAUGAGAAACAAUAGUAAACAUGAACUGUACGAAAUCAGCCCUUACGCACAAUUUGCGGUGGGGUUCCGAACAUUCGGCCACGUUGAGAAUCAAGACUUGCCCAGUCGUCAUAGCAAACACAGCAGAUAUGAUACAGAGACGAGUUUUCAAGUGUGUUCAGAGUCGGAGGAUAGCGAUAGUAUAUCAAAAUCAACGCUCAAAAGUGCCCCAAGAAAAAUGUGCAGAACUCCACACCACAGAUAACUAGGCAAGAAUGUUCGAGAAAAUUGAAAAGGCUUUUAAUAAUUAAUACUAGUCAGUCUAAUAUUUUUAUUGAUAGAGACAGAAUGGAGCGAGUGAAAUAGUUUAUUUCUAAACGUGUUUCCAGCAGAUGAGAGAGAGUGCGGGGACCAUGGGGAAUGGAGUGUUGCAAGCCUUAGUCGCCAAGCCAGCGGCCCUUAGAGGCCUGUUGGUCCUAACACUAAUGUAUGUAAGGAAAACUAGAGAAAGCUGGCAUGAAAGCAGAAUAAAGAAAAAAAAGGGAGUGCUUCCUCGUAAAUUAACGAAGUAAAUAUAUGAGGUUAAAUAGGCAUUUUAGAAAGGGAAGGAUUAAAACAUACAUGCUGGGAUAAUGUUAAUAAAUUUUCAAAUUUGCAUGGAAAUAUUGAUGAAUGGAUGUAACACAAAAUGAAGUAUAUGGAGAGCGUUGCCAAGUGGGAAGAUCUGCCUGCCCCUUCCAGGAACGAGGUAUGAUUAAAUGUAUGUUUGUUUAAGUGUUGCUGAGCCAAUGUCAUACAGAUAUGCCAACAAAAAAUAGGAAUUAUUGAUAACGAACUAUAAAGUCUACCAUAAAUUUUGCGUUAUGAUUGUUUUUUAAUAGUCUAUAGAACCAGUUAUUUUUAUGGUGAUA
Amyelois transitella is the source of this 4831-nucleotide messenger RNA. Its product is annotated as cell adhesion molecule Dscam2. The transcript is spliced from 30 exons. Gene Ontology annotation, biological process: axon guidance; cell-cell adhesion. Lineage: Eukaryota; Metazoa; Arthropoda; Insecta; Lepidoptera; Pyralidae. The coding region runs from base 1 to 4185 and encodes 1394 amino acids. Gene Ontology annotation, cellular component: plasma membrane; axon. Gene Ontology annotation, molecular function: protein binding. The record is from RefSeq and is a predicted model, not a curated record.